Heterocephalus glaber (naked mole-rat) is the source of this 7923-nucleotide messenger RNA. It is a transcript of the gene Atp11a, whose product is annotated as ATPase phospholipid transporting 11A. Gene Ontology annotation, cellular component: endoplasmic reticulum; plasma membrane; recycling endosome. Gene Ontology annotation, biological process: phospholipid translocation. Lineage: Eukaryota; Metazoa; Chordata; Mammalia; Rodentia; Bathyergidae. The record is from RefSeq and is a predicted model, not a curated record. Gene Ontology annotation, molecular function: magnesium ion binding; ATPase-coupled intramembrane lipid carrier activity; ATP hydrolysis activity.
CGUGACGCGCCGGUCUGGCUGCCCAGAGCGCGGGGCUCAGGAGCGGCCGGUAGCGCGACGCUCGCGCGCAGCAGGGACCGCGCCGGCCGGGCGUGAGCACCGAGGGCCGACCACCGCCUCUGCCCUGCGCCAGGCCGUGACCGGGCCAGAGCCAUGGACUGCAGCCGGGCGCGGGCGCUCGUGCACCGCUUCUGCGCCGGGGAGGAGAACUGGGUGGACAGCCGCACCAUCUACGUGGGACACAAGGAGCCGCCACCGGGCGCCGAGGCCUACAUUCCACAGAGAUACCCCGACAACAGGAUCGUCUCCUCCAAGUACACAUUUUGGAACUUCAUACCUAAGAACUUAUUUGAACAGUUCAGAAGAAUUGCCAACUUUUAUUUUCUCAUCAUAUUUCUGGUACAGCUGAUCAUCGACACGCCCACGAGCCCGGUGACCAGCGGACUCCCGCUCUUCUUCGUCAUCACCGUCACAGCCAUCAAACAGGGGUAUGAAGACUGGCUCCGCCACAAAGCUGACAACGCCAUGAACCAGUGUCCCGUCCACUUCAUCCAGCACGGCAAGCUGGUACGCAAGCAGAGCCGCAAGCUGAGGGUUGGUGACAUCGUCAUGGUCAAGGAAGACGAGACCUUUCCCUGUGACUUGAUCUUCCUGUCCAGCAACCGGGCUGACGGGACCUGCCACGUGACCACUGCCAGCCUGGACGGAGAGUCGAGCCAUAAGACUCACUACGCUGUCCAGGACACAAAGGGCUUCCACACUGAGGAGGACAUCGACGCCCUGCACGCCACCAUCGAGUGUGAGCAGCCACAGCCCGACCUCUACAAGUUUGUUGGGCGCAUCAAUGUUUACAGCGACCUCGGCGACCCCGUGGUGAGGCCACUGGGGUCGGAGAACCUGCUGCUGAGAGGAGCCACGCUCAAGAACACUGAGAGGAUCUUCGGGGUGGCCAUCUACACUGGAAUGGAGACCAAGAUGGCCUUGAACUACCAGUCCAAGUCCCAGAAACGAUCUGCUGUGGAGAAGUCCAUGAAUGUGUUCCUCAUCGUGUACCUCUGCAUACUCAUCAGCAAGGCGCUCAUCAACACCACCCUCAAGUACGUGUGGCAGAGCGAGCCCUUCCGUGACGAGCCAUGGUACAACCAGAAGACCGAGUCGGAGAGGCAGAGGAACCUGUUCCUCAGGGCCUUCACUGACUUCCUGGCCUUCAUGGUCCUCUUCAACUACAUCAUCCCUGUGUCCAUGUACGUCACAGUGGAGAUGCAGAAGUUCCUGGGCUCCUACUUCAUCACCUGGGACGAGGACAUGUUUGACGAGGAGACUGGGGAGGGGCCGCUGGUCAACACGUCGGACCUGAACGAGGAGCUGGGUCAGGUGGAAUACAUCUUCACCGACAAGACGGGCACCCUCACCGAGAACAACAUGGCCUUCAAGGAGUGCUGCAUCGAGGGCCACGUCUACGUGCCCCACGUCAUCUGCAACGGCCAGGUGCUGCCCGACUCCUCAGGCAUUGACAUGAUCGACUCGUCCCCAGGCAUCAGCAGCAGGGAGCGGGAGGAGCUCUUCUUCCGGGCUCUCUGUCUCUGCCACACUGUGCAGGUGAAGGAUGAGGACCACAUGGAUGGCCCCAGGAAGUCGCCAGACUCAGGGAAAUCCUGUGUAUACAUCUCAUCCUCGCCCGACGAGGUGGCGCUGGUAGAGGGCGUGCAGAGGCUGGGCUUCACGUACCUGCGGCUGAAAGACAGCUACAUGGAGAUCUUGAAUAGGGACGGCCAUAUUGAGAGGUUCGAGUUGCUGGACGUUCUGAGCUUCGACUCUGUGAGGAGGAGGAUGAGCGUCAUCCUCAGGUCCGCCACAGGGGAAAUCUAUCUGUUCUGCAAAGGAGCAGACUCCUCCAUCUUUCCUCGAGUGAUCGAAGGCAAAGUGGACCAGAUCCGGUCCCGGGUAGAGCGCAACGCCGUGGAGGGGCUGCGUACGCUGUGUGUGGCCUACAAGAGGCUCGCCCCAGAGGAGUACGAGGCUGUCUGCGGGCUGCUGCAGGCUGCCAGGGUGGCGCUCCAGGACCGGGAGAAGAAGCUGGCCGAGGCCUACGAGCACAUAGAGAAGGACCUCAUUCUGCUGGGUGCAACGGCUGUGGAGGACCGACUCCAGGAGAAAGCUGCAGACACCAUCGAGGCACUGCAGAAAGCCGGUAUCAAAGUCUGGGUCCUCACGGGGGACAAGAUGGAGACGGCAGCUGCCACCUGCUAUGCCUGCAGGCUCUUCCGCAGGGGCACGCAGCUGCUGGAGCUGACCACCAAGAGGAUCGAGGAGCAGAGCCUGCACGACGUGCUCUUCGAGCUCAGCAAGACCGUGCUGCGCUGCAGCGGGAGCCUGACCCGGGACCACUUCUCAGGGCUUUCCACAGACAUGCACGAUUACGGGCUCAUCAUCGACGGAGCAGCGCUGUCCUUGAUCAUGAAGCCCCGUGAAGACGGCAGCUCUGCCAACUACCGCGAGGUCUUCCUGGACAUCUGCCGGAACUGCAGCGCCGUGCUGUGCUGCCGGAUGGCGCCCCUGCAGAAGGCCCAGAUUGUUAAGUUAAUCAAAUUUUCCAAAGAGCACCCGAUCACGCUGGCCAUCGGUGAUGGUGCCAAUGAUGUCAGCAUGAUCCUGGAGGCCCACGUGGGCAUAGGUGUCAUUGGGAAGGAAGGCCGGCAGGCUGCAAGGAACAGCGACUAUGCAAUCCCAAAAUUCAAGCAUUUGAAGAAGAUGCUUCUCGUUCAUGGGCAUUUUUAUUACAUUAGGAUUUCUGAGCUUGUGCAAUACUUCUUUUAUAAGAACGUCUGUUUCAUCUUCCCCCAGUUUUUAUACCAGUUCUUCUGCGGGUUUUCACAACAGACUUUGUACGACACCGCAUACCUGACCCUCUACAACAUCAGCUUCACCUCCCUCCCGAUCCUGCUCUACAGCCUGAUGGAACAGCAUGUGGGCAUUGACGUGCUCAAGAGGGACCCAUCCCUGUACAGGGAUGUCGCCAAGAACGCACUGCUCCGCUGGCGGGUAUUCACCUACUGGACGAUCCUGGGGGUGUUCGAUGCCCUGGUCUUCUUCUUUGGUGCUUAUUUCAUGUUUGAAAACACGACUGUGACCAGCAAUGGGCAGAUAAUGACCACCAACACACACAUGAUGUUUGGGAACUGGACCUUUGGAACGCUGGUGUUCACUGUGAUGGUGUUCACGGUCACUCUGAAGCUCGCGCUGGACACGCACUACUGGACCUGGAUAAACCACUUUGUCAUCUGGGGGUCGCUGCUCUUCUACGUCGUCUUCUCCCUGCUCUGGGGAGGAAUCAUCUGGCCGUUCCUCAGCUACCAGCGGAUGUACUAUGUGUUCCUACACCUGCUGUCCUGCGGACCGGCCUGGCUGGGCAUCGUUCUGCUCAUCACCGUCAGCCUCCUCCCCGACGUCCUCAAGAAGGUCCUGUGCAGACAGCUGUGGCCCACAGCGACAGAGCGAACCCAGAGGCGCGAGCAGCACAAAGCACCGGCCGACGCCAUGCCAAGCCGCGACGGGCCCCUGCUGAAGGACCUCUUGCCCCAGCCGAGGCGCCACUAGCGCCGCGCUAGGUAACGUGCGGCCGCUGCCCGCUGGGCAUGGCCCGUGUGCUGUGAUUCUCUGCACUGUUUUCCUCCAAAGUUUUGCUGUGCUGUGCCGGUCUUGGUUACAGAGGUUCACUGUGCAAAAAGAGCCCCGUUUUACACGCGGUGCAUUUGCUUUCCCAGGUAAGUGGCGUGCCUUGGAGCUGAAACAGGGGGCACACCACGCACAAAUGCGUACACACGCGUGUGGCCAGCGCCCUCCACACGCGCGCAUGGCUACCCGCCCUAGCGGUGGGAACUGCUUCACCUAAAAGCGAGUCAGUCAGUCCUGUUCUGAAACCCAGAGGAGGGUUGUGUGUUGGCACCCUGGACAUGGUCCAGUCCCUGUCCAGCUGGACCUGCAUUGUCCAUGCUUGGCACCCGGCACGUGGCUGUCCCUGUGAGCACCAACCAGGGUCCCCUCGGCCCUGCCCUCCCUGUUUGACCCGGGACUUGGGCACCAAAGUGGAGGGGUUUGUGCCUAGAUGUGGAGACGCUGCUUCUGCCGGCAGCUCAAUGGGCAGCCCUGUGACCUUCCCUUGGGAUAGGGCCCAUUGAAUCCGCAAGGGUGACCCAGGGCAGCGUCACAUGCUCCUGAGGAGGCCCCUGCCCUGACUGUGUCUCUCCUUCCUGGCAGAACACUCAGCGUGAGGACAGCAGUCCAAAGCUUGCCCAUCCUGCCUCUUUGUGGAGCCUGGGUGCUUGGGACCCCAGGCCCAUGGCCGCCCUGCACCACCCCGCGCCCAGGGAGCAGCCACGAGCGCUCUGGGGGAGUGAGGAGCAUGCCGUGCUCCUGCCCACCUGGCCGCCCUAGCACUGUCACAGUCCCACGUCCUGUCGGGCCUGCCCACGUGCCAGGCGCACGGAGAGUGCCCAGGCAGCCCGAGCCGUGAGGGCUGUGGCCGCCUGUGCCCAGGACAUAAGGUGGCCUGUGCUGCAGUCGCCCCUGCCAGCUCCCACUGGGCGCGGACAUAGGCCUCUGCCCGGCCUGCCCAUGUGCCGCCGUCCCGUCCUCACGUCUGCUGGGACUGCACAGAAAAGCCCGGCCCGCCCCGGGCCUCGAUCUCCUGCGCGUGGCCGCCCCACACGUGGACGGCCUUGUGGACCAGUGCCCUGGUCGCAGCGCCCCUCUGCACCUCCCUCCUGCAGAACUACCACAGUUCAAUCUGAGAAGCGCCCGCAGCAGACCUUGCUGCGUGUCCAUGCUUGACCUGCGGCCUCGCUCUGCCCAUGCGCGCCACCCUCUUAGGGAAGCCCUUGGUCUGCUGAGGAGAGGCUGGCCUUGCACACUGGGCCUUGCGGCUUCGGGGUCUGUCUCUCGUCACCGCUGCCCUGUGGAGGGGAACAUGUCCACCUUGGGCAGGGCUCGCUGUUGGCCAGGCCUCUGCAGGAUCCUGGCGAUGUCCAUCCCCCAGAAACCUGGGACGAGUCAGCUCCCUGCCUGCGAACUACUCGUUCUCAGGCGCUGGCGAGAGGCACGGGCAGAUCUUUGGCUGUGGUCAGACCACCUUUGUUCCCCCUGAGAGGUGGUUGGGUCCCCGGGCCCAUCGUGGGCUGAUGUGGGCCCAUGUCCACAUCCAGUCCGCAGUUCAGCCACCUCCAUGUAACCCUCCCGGGCUGCCUUCAGGGGCCUCGCCCGUCUUAGGGUCUGUCCAGGGCUUCUCCUGGGCGGACAGCCGUCAGAAGGCUGCUGUCCUGUGACGCUCCGUGACUUUCACCCAUCUGCAUUCCCAGAAGGUUCUGUGUUCCGUAGCCUUAAUGGUCCCAGCGAAGGGAAGAUUCAGCUCCGGGCUCAGUCCUCAGUCUGGGGCCCAAGGCCUUGCAGAAAAUCCUCCGCCAGCAGCCGGAGAAGCCAGCGCUGUGCCUGCAGCUCCCAGCCGGGCGCUGGUGUGGUGCAUUCCAGGGCUGGAGGUCGCGUCCGCCUCUGGCUGUGUCCCGCUCCCUGUCCUCAGCCGGGCCUGGGGCUGGGUCAGCAGCCAGCCGGGGAGCACAGUGGUGGGGCCAGUGGGGAGGUGAGCACCGCACCAAAGCUGGGGUCCCGCCUGGCUGAGCAGAGGCAGGAGGAGGGCUGCCGUCCAGGCCGGCCCCGCAGUCCUGCCUCCCUCCGCAUCUCCUGCCUGGCCGCGGCCGCAGUGCUUCUCUGUCCGAGGUCCACGCCGACCCACAGAUGUCAGCAUGCAUUUUUACAGCCCUUUCUAAGAAUCCAGAGUGGGUAGAGAUGUAAAACCAGUAGGGGACAGAUUCUCUGUAUGUUGAGUUAACAAAUUAUUUGUAAUGUAUUUUUUUAGAAAUCUUAAAAUUGCCUUUGCACUGAAGUAUUUUCAUAGCUGUUUAUAUCUCUUUUAUCCCUUUAUUUGCUAACGUAUCAUCUAAUUUUUAAAGUAUGUUUUUAAAGCUUUCAUUUUUUAAGUUUAUGAAAUUUUGGCCACUUUGCAUUUAAAUUCCAAGAAUUUGACUGAAAGCUGAUGAAUGUGAAUUUUGAGAUUUCAUUUUCUUCUCCACGCUUCCUUGUCCCUUGGCACCUGGAGGCAGAGGCGCACGGAGGGUGCAGUGAAAGCACAGUAAUUUGCUCUGCUCCUUGGCAGUGUCGCCUGCUUUUCGUUCUUUAAUUUCCAUCCUCAUCCCUGACUCUCGCCAGAGCGCCUGGCACGCCGGCCCUGUUCUGCCUGUUCAGCUCCACAGCUGCAGUCUUUGUAAGAAGGCACCGGCUUCUCGCUCCAAUGUCAUUUCCGAAGCUGUCCGGGAAUUUGUUAAAUGCGUGUGCCGAGCAAAAUCAGAGCAGGGAAAGGAGAACCCGGAGGCCGUGACAGUUCAGAUGGGUUUGAUGUGAUCCUGCACCUCACGGUGGCUGCUGUUUGCUUGCCUUAAACUAACUUUAAAGCAAGUGAUGCCAACUGAAGCAUUUUCCUGGGUUUGGAAAUCCUGUUUGCUGCUGCACAUGUUCAUAGCCAGUCAGCUCGUGGCUUCUGACACUGGUCAGGGCACGCCGUCCCCUCGCUCACACCAGUGUCCUGCCUCUGUGUGUGUGUGUGUGUGUGUGUGUGUGUGUGUGUGCACGCUCCCAGUUCACUCACAGCCGUUGUGUGUGUAAGCCUGUAUGCACAUAUACACACACACCCACAAACACAUGCUCGCCUACAUCCUGCGCACCCUGCCUCCUCCCUGAAGUCCCUGUGUGCACGCUCUGGCCAGGCCGGACACACACGCACCCUCAUCCUGCGAAGGAGGUGUGGCCGCACGUGCACGGGGCCUCAGCAACGCCAUGGAACCUUGGCCAAGUGCCUCCCACGCAGGGGUCCGGUGCCCCAGCCAGAGCAGGCUUCACUCCAGGCCUCCGGGGAGCUGUGGGCCAGCAGGGAAACGGGCAGACGCCGCCAACCAGCCCUGAGUGCCACCGGCCAAGGCCACUCUGGCCCGAGAGGAGCCGCACGGGCGCGAGUGGGAAGAGGGCAUGAGGCUGCAAGUUGACAGAUGCGUCAGCCCCAAGUGCAGCCCGUGUCCUGCGCAGUCGCCAGCCUGGGCUUUGUGUGCCAAGCUCAGGGGAGCGCACUGACUGGUAUCGAACUCACAACCAUUUUUAUUUCACCAGAAUAUUAUUUAUUGACAACAGUACAACAGCAGGUCCUUGCAUUCUACAUUUCCUUUGGGAGUUACCUGUAACUUUAAAACCCAGAAAAAAUACCAGUUGGCAAAUGCAAUCUUUUUAUUUAUUUUUUCUUUUAGCUAGAGAGCAGGUGAACAGGAAUGAGAAUCAUUGAUAGCGUGUCUAUAAACUAAGCUUUAAUGAAGGUAUGUUGGAAGUAUUACGAAGGUGUGAUUCUACUUUUGCAGAAAAAAAUCUAAAGAUCAAUUUAUAGCUUUAUUUUUUAUCUUAUGAAGAAAUACAGAAUUUUAAUAUGCGUACAUCAUCUCUGACUUAAAAUCAUAACAUGUGUCUGUGUUGCCAUUUAAAAUGUCCAUUCAUUAUGUGAUGUAAUCAGAGAGGCUUCAAAAAUGUAUUUCACAAGAUUGGUAGCUGUAGCUGCCACCAUCAGAAACACGGGAGUUUAUUUUUAAAUUAUUAAAUAGAGUAGGUGCAUUUAACAUAAGUCAUUCUCCAACAGUGAUGAUUCAUUAACCUGCUUUAAGACAUUAAAUUGCGAAUUAAACCAAAUCGAACAUUUCUGUAAAAUUUAUUUUGUAUGGUGUUUUUAACUUUUAUUUCUGUAGAUAAAGGACACCUUGGUAACCUUCAUGAUACCGGACUUUUCUGUAGAUUAAGCAGGACGCCUGAGUCUGCUUAUAAUAAAGACCCAAAACCGGG